AUGGCCGAAGCUGAAAUGGAGAAACUGGAAACUGAGGUCCUUAUUGGAAAACAUGAACCAUACUACUUAUCCAUACAAUAUUGUGAUUGUCAAAAAAAUCAUGAAAAUAAAGACCUUUCUUUUUUGAUCCGGGCUGGUAGCCUUUGCUAG
Messenger RNA from Racocetra persica, 150 nucleotides. NCBI's taxonomy places the organism in Eukaryota, Fungi, Glomeromycota, Glomeromycetes, Diversisporales, Gigasporaceae. The record is from the annotation of a GenBank genome assembly.